Molecule: messenger RNA, 1345 nt
Organism: Psammomys obesus (fat sand rat)
Lineage: Eukaryota; Metazoa; Chordata; Mammalia; Rodentia; Muridae
Product: cytochrome c oxidase assembly protein COX18, mitochondrial
Exons: 6
Coding region: 22-1047 (341 amino acids)
Biological process (GO): mitochondrial respiratory chain complex IV assembly; protein insertion into mitochondrial inner membrane from matrix
Cellular component (GO): mitochondrial inner membrane
Molecular function (GO): membrane insertase activity
Source: RefSeq, a predicted model, not a curated record
CGCCCGAGCCUCUGCGCGCCCAUGCUAACCCGCUGCUGGCCUGGGGUCGCGAUGCUGUGCCGCUCGGGUGCCUGGUGUCUCCGGUCCCUUCCCGCCCUGCGGCCCCGGGCACUGGGAUCGCCCCCGGGCUGGAGCAGCGCGCGGCUCCCGGCUCUGCCGCUAUGGGCGGCCGCAUCAGUGUCGGCGGCCUCUCCCGGCGGCUGGUAUGAGGCCCUGGCCUCGUCGGCGCCGGUGCGCGCGGCGGAGGAAGUGCUGCUGGGCGCUCACGAGGCCACGGGCCUCCCCUGGUGGGGCAGCAUCGUGCUCAGCACCGUUGCCCUGCGCGGUGCUGUCACGCUGCCGCUGGCCGCCUAUCAGCACUACAUCCUGGCUAAGGUGGAAAACUUGCAACCAGAAAUAAAAGACAUCGCCAAGCGCCUUAAUCAAGAAGUUGCAGUUUGUGCACAUCAGUUUGGUUGGUCCAAGAGAGUUGCCAGGCUCACUUAUCUAAGGAACAUGCAGAGACUUGUUUCAGAGCUGUAUGUCCGUGACAACUGCCAUCCUUUCAAAGCCACGGUGUUGGUCUGGGUCCAGCUUCCAAUGUGGAUCUUCAUAUCUGUUGCCCUCCGCAACCUUAGCACAGGGGCCACACAUUCAGAAGCAGGUGUUUCUGUUCAGGAGCAGUUAGCUGCUGGCGGGACACUGUGGUUUCCUGAUCUCACGGCAGUGGAUUACACCUGGAUUCUGCCUGUCUCGCUUGGUGUGGUCAACUUACUGAUAGUGGAGAUUUUCUCUCUACAAAAAAUUGGAAUGUCUCGUUUUCAUAUGUACAUUACAAACUUUGUCCGUGCUGUAUCGGUGUUGAUGAUCCCCAUUGCCGCAACAGUACCUUCGUCGCUUGUUCUCUACUGGCUGUGCUCCAGCCUCAUGGGCCUCUCACAGAAUCUGCUGCUGCGCUCCCCUGGGUUCCGCCAGCUUUGCCGGAUACCACCCACCAAGUCGGACUCGGAGACCCCUUACAGAGACCUCUCUGCUGCCUUCUGUGCCAAGUUCCUUUCAAGAAAAUGAUACCAGCCACUUCCAAUAUGUUUGAAAUAAUUAUAGACGUCACUGUCAGUUUUGUAUAGCAAUCUUAAAAGACUUUAUUUAAACUAUAAAGCACUGUGGGAAAGAUGUAAGUUAGAUGUAGUUGACAAUAAUAGUUAAAUCUUUUAAGUAUUAAGAAAAAAAUGUUCAGUUGCAAAAGUGUGACAAUAAGACAGGAUGCCUGAACUUCUUCAUAAAAUCAUAGCUUUGCUGAGAACAGGACUAGGUCCUGUGUGAUCUCUGUGUCAACUGUCCACAUAAUAAAGUUUUGUAAAUUAAA